CCCCCCCCCCGCCGCUCGGUGCUGCAGGGAAGGCGAAGCGGAGGCGGCGGCGGGUGCUGGGCUGACAGGACAAUGGCGCUGCUCCCCUCGGCACGGAACCCCCUGCUGCUUCCCCCGGCCCGAAGGGGGCGCCCCAAGGCCCGAGGAGGGGCCCAGCCCAGCGUCAGUUGUAGCCGCCUUCGACAAAUUCAGAACAUCCUGACGCAGAGCAGCAAAUCCCAGCCAGAUGGAAUACUGUGCAUUUUGGGGAUUGACAGCCGAUACAACGAGGGCUGCCGGGAACUGGCAAACUACCUUCUCUUUGGCUUGUACAACCAGAGCAACAAUGAAUUUGAAAGAUCGGGGUUUCCUGAAGAGGUCCUUGACGAUGUGAUCCUACUAAUAAAGCCAGACAGCGUCCAUCUCUAUUGCAACCCUGUCAACUACAACUACCUUUUGCCAUAUGUAGCAUUCUGGAGAAACUUGCAUUUCCACUGCCUGACUGAAAACGAGUAUGAAGACGAAGAGGCUGCGGAGGAAUUCAAAAUUUCCAGCUUUGUAGACAUGGUUCGUGACUGCAGUCGAAUCGGGAUUCCCUUCAGCUCACAAGGACAUCUGCAGAUAUUUGACAUGUUCAUUGUUGAAAAGUGGCCGAUCGUGCAGGCCUUUGCCCUAGAAGGAAUCGGCGGCGAUGGCUUCUUCACAAUGAAAUAUGAGCUGAUGGAUGUCAGCGUGGACCUGUGGAAAACUUACAGCAAAAUUGAUCCUGUUUCUCUGGAGAGUUUACUUUACGAGGAUUUGAUGACUUUUGAACAUCAGUGGACCAAUUUCUUUGCCAAUUUUGACACUGAAAUCCCUUCCAUCCUGGAGCUGUCAGAGUCACAGGCAGGAGAGCCAUUCCGAAGUUACUUCAGCCAUGGGAUGAUUUCCAGCCAUAUCACGGACAACAGUCCCAGCAGGCAGCCAUUUGUACUGUUUGGCACCCAUUCCUCAAAAGAGAACCUGAACUCGGGCAACUUCAAUUUCCCAUCUGAGGGGCACCUGCUUCGCAACACGGGCCUUGGCGGAAGCACUGCCAAGCACAUGGUUGUGCAGUGUGUCUCGCCCAAGGGACCUCUGGCUUGCUCCAGGACCUACUUCUUUGGAGCCACUCACACGCCUUACCUUGGCAAUGACAAUGAGAUGGAAAAGAAAGCCGAACAAGUCAAGCUGCUCUCUCAAAUCUAUGCUGCAGCCGUAGACGCUGUCCUGGCUGGUAUAGACUCCUAUUCAAGAACAUCCAAUACCAGCAAGGCAAAGGAAUUAGCCGAGCAAACGUUCUUCAGUAUCCUCGAUGCCUUUGAACUGGCUUACUUUAAAACUCCAUUGCGCACCAGAAUAAAUUUUCAGAUUCAAGCUGUGAACAACCAUGGAAGAAUUAUUCCGCUGGAUAAUGAGGACAGCCUCUACUUAGUGAAAACAGUGUCCAUGACAGUAUAUGACAUUCCUGACUUGCUUGGCGGAAGGGGCUGCCUUGGGUCGGUGAUCUUCUCAGAAUCGUUCCUGGCGUCACAAAUUCUUGUGAAAGAAAAAGAUGGCAGCAUUAGCACAGAAACCAGCUACGUCAUUCUCACUGCAGCUAUCCCAAGAUCUGUUUCUUGGCUGGUUGAAGAUAACGAAGUUAAACUGUCGGAGAAGGCCCAGCAAAUCCUGAAGGAAGAAGAAACUUUCCUGGGAACCUUCCUGACGGGAGGCGACGGAGCCUAUAUUGCUUCCAGCAAUUCCCUGUGUAGACCAGAGGAAGGUAAGCUCUAUUUCUUCUCAGAGGGCCUUCUGUUCUGCCACCCGCACUACGGAAGCAUCACCAUAUCCAAGGCUCAAAUGACAUCCCUCAGGUUCUACGAUGGGGACUCCACGAGUGUUGUUGCCGCUCUCCUUAUCGACUACAAGAGCUCCCUGCUUGCUCACCUGCCGGUCCAGCUCCACACUCCAGGCAACUCUCUGAUGAUCGCGCUUUUCCCAAAGUCAAAGCUUUAUAAAGCUUUCUACUCACAGGUUUGCUCUGCCUGGCAACAGCGGGGGAAUUCGGGAGUAACCUUGAAGAUGACCCAGGAUGGCUGCCUGCCUGUAGAACAGGAGAAAUUGCAUACCAGCAUGCAGAAGCUUUUCACCGUCUUGUCCUGUCCCCCUGGAGAAAGAUGGAGCCAGCUGAGAAUAUCGGUCAGCCUCCCAGAUCUGGACAGAUUUCUACAGCACUUUACGGUCAGCAGCGUAAGCCGUGAGCCAGUGAUGAGAGCCCAUUUGCCAACGUUGCUGCAGCAGUCCAAAGCACUUCCUGACAACGAGGCGGAGAAUGAUAAGGUGGUGAUCACCAUCUUAACCGGCCUCCCGGGAUGUCGUUCGAGUGAUCUCUCUUCUUUCCUGGUCACUUUUAACAAAGAAUAUGGAAGGUGGCUUGUUUAUCGCCAGACCAUGGACAGCCCUGAAUGUUUCAGCGCAGCUCAUUUCCAACGGUUCCUGGCAAGCGUCCUUGAACCCCAGCACAGCCGAAGUGCCCGUCUCUCGGCUUACAGUAGGAAGAAAGUGAGGCUGCUGGUGGUUCUGCAAGGAUACACAGACGUGAUUGACGUUGUGCAGGCCCUCCAGACUCACCCAGACGCUGACGUGAAGGCUGCUUUCGUCAUUGGAGCCAUCAGUACUUGCGUCGAGCCGCUGAGUUGCUACAUGGAACACAGGCUUCUUUUCCCCAAGUUCCUGGACCAGUGCUCACAAGGUUUGGUGAGCAACGUGGUCUUCACAAGCCAUACAGCCGAGCAGAGACACCCACUCCUUGUUCAGCUCCAGAACCUCAUCCGAGCCGCGAACCCCACCGUUUCGUUCAUCCUGGCAGAAAACGGGGUCGUGACCAGGAAUGAAGACAUCGAACUAAUCCUAUCUGAAAACAGUUUCUCAGCUCCACAGAUGCUGACGACUCGCUACUUAACAUACCCUGGCUGGUACGAGGGCAAAUUCUGUGCAGGUUCCACCUUUCCCCCGAUGGUUCAGAUCUGUGUGUGGUUUAACCGUCCUUUGGAGAAAACACGAUUUGUGGCCAAGUGUAAAGCCCUGAAGUCCUCCAAAAAGUCAAGUCCUUUCUCCGGAAACGUGUACCACAUUUUGGGGAAAGUUAAGUUUUCAGAUUCAGAUCGGACAAUAGAGGUCUGCCACAACACCUCGUCCAACUCCUUAAGCCUGGUGCCUGUUCAGGAGGGGCCAACCCCUUUCCCUCCUCCUGAUUCAAGAAACGAUAGCCGGGAUCACAGCGGGCCACAGGAGUGCUUCCUGGUCUUCGUCGGCUGCUCCCUCAAGGAGGACGACAUCAAGGACUGGCUGAGGCAAACUGCAAAGCAGAAACCGCAGAGGAAGGCUCUGAAAACCCGGGGCAUGCUGACCUCGCAGGAGAUCAAGAACAUCCAUGUGAAACGCCACUUGGAUCCUCUUCCAGCUGGCUACUUCUACAACGGGACGCAGUUUGUGAAUUUCUUUGGCGACAAGUUGGAUUACCAUCCAUUGAUGGAUCAGUUCAUGAACGACUACCUGGAGGAGGCGAACCGUGAGAUUGAAGAAUACAACCGAGAGCUGGAGGAACUGGAGUACCACGACCUCUUUGAGCAGAAGACCUAAGCGAGACCCGCCUGUGCCAAGGCACAAAACCCUUGAUGAGAUUGGGGCAAAACGUCAGUGGCCAAGAAACGCUUUUUGUCCUUGCUGGCUAACAGGAAAAUGAAAUCACCCGUUUUUCAACUAUUCUUCUAAUAUUUAGCUUCCAUUCAUGUAAAGUUGGCCUUUUUUCUUUUCUUUUUUAAGAAAUGCUGAUGCGUUUCCACGUUAAUGUUGAGCUCUUGGUCCUUGAAUUCUCUUUGGCUUACAGUGGAAAGGAGAUGUGUGGCUUGCUUCUUGUUUUAAAUUACAAAGCUGCAUUUCCUAGUUUA
Podarcis raffonei (Aeolian wall lizard) is the source of this 3929-nucleotide messenger RNA. RefSeq names its product dynein axonemal assembly factor 9 (gene DNAAF9). The record is from RefSeq and is a predicted model, not a curated record. The coding region runs from base 73 to 3621 and encodes 1182 amino acids. NCBI's taxonomy places the organism in Eukaryota, Metazoa, Chordata, Lepidosauria, Squamata, Lacertidae. The transcript is spliced from 37 exons.